ACAGAAAGAAGAUAAAAUAAUGAUCUCAGAAAAGGGUUGGCUUAACAUUUGUAAAAUCCAAAUGAAAACCUCCAGUUCAACUUCUUCCAUUGUCAUGGAAAAAUACACGUUUUUAUUUUUUUUUUAUCACACCAGAAAUGUGGGUGGAAAUGUGGCGAUACACAGGCAGAUCACUUUCAAAUAUUCUGGAACUUACCAGUUAUUCAACAUAUCUUCUACAUGGUGAACCCCCCCGCGCUCUCUGCCUCCAGAGAGUGUCUGCCUCAUUGUUUACUUUACUCAUGAAGCAUGUAGCAAGAUCUGAGCAUGAAUCAGAGCACUUUAUUCCCUUAUCAGAGGCAGACGGGUAUAAUGAUGUGAUUCACCACGACUCCAGAAAUGAUGAAAAGACUACAGAAUGUAACAAAAUGACGUAUCCGCGCUCCCGGCUUGAAGGCUAAAAAUGCGCAGCCGCGCUCCCGGCUUGGAAAGCUGAUAUGUGGACAUAUUGUCUCGGUUUAAAUGGGUUACGUGAUUGAUGCUGAUGACGACAAGGCCAUUGAGCCAUUCCUGAGACAUGGUUGACCUUAGGUACGACUUUAUCAACUUCAGUUUUGAAAGGCUCCUCUCUUCUUGAGCCACCGUGACUGGCAGAGUGAGAGCAAUCCGGAGAGCGGAGCUGUCCCCCGUGACCCUCUCCCUGCUUGGUCUCAUACAGUCUGUCAGCCUCUGUGCGGCACCUUCGCAGCAAGCAGGGGCGCCUACAGCAGCAGGGGGGGCGCCAAUUCGACAACAAGAGUCAAUACAAAACCGCUUUGCAGUGCAUAUUUAUUAUUAUUAUCUUUUUUCUUUCUUUUUUGGAAGUGCUCGUGCCAUCCAACCCAUCGUACUCAAAGACAAGCUCACAGAAAUGGAAGUGGAUCCUUCCUGUGUUUCUUGGAUCACAGAUUACCUGCCUGGAAGGCCACAGUUUAUCAGGCUGGGGAACUGUGUCUCUGGGACAUUAAUAAGCAGUACAGGGGCUCCACAAGGGACAGUCCUGGCUCCAUUCCUGUUCACACUGUAUACAUCAGACUUUAAAUACAGCACCGAGUCCUGUCACAUCCAGAAAUACUCAGAUGACAUCGCUAUCGUGGCAUAUUUCAGAAAUGGGCAAGAAGCUGAAUACAGGGAUCUAAUAAAAGCCUUCAGUGACUUGAGUUACAAAAACUGCCUCCUCCUCAACACCUCAAAGACAAAGGAGCUGAUCAUAGACUUCUACGGAUCCAAACCCCCUCUUUAGCCAGUGAACACCUGUGGGGUGGACAUCGAAGUGGUGACACCGUAUAAAUGUUUAGGUGUACUCAAUAAUAAGUAACGUCGACUUCAUCUACAGAAAGGGGCAGAGCCUCCUCUUUAGCCUGAGAAGACUCCGAUCAAUAGACAUCUGCAGGAAGAUGCUGCAGAUGUUCUGUCAGUCUGUGGUGGCAAGUGUUCUGUGCUAUGCUGCAGUCUGCUGGGGAGGCAGUAUAAAACAUAAGGAUGCAAGAUGUCUGUACACACCGGGAAAAAAAGCUGGCUCUGUACUUGGAAUCAAGUUGGACUCACUGGAGGAUGUGUUGGAGAGAUCUACACUGAGGAAAGUGGAGGCUACUCUAAAGAACAUGGAUCACCCACUUCAUAAUACCUUGAUAGACAAAUGGGUCAAAGAUGGUGAAUGGCUCCUCUCAUUUGGAUGCAGGACUGAAAGAUUCAAAAGAUCUUUUGUACCUACAGCAAACAGACUCUACAACUCGACUGUAAAUAAUAGAUGAUGUAAAACUUGAGACAUGAGAAUCCAGACAAUCAAAUCUAGAUUUACCUCUUUCAGCUUCAAAUUUUUACGAAAUUAACACUACAUAGAAAAUAAUAUCCGAAAUAUAUAAAACCAUCACUUUUAAAGAUAAAACACCAUCACUUCCAUCACAAAAAUGGGAGCAGGACCUGGCCCUCACUCCCAAUGCUGACUUCUGGAACCACAUUUUAAAAAAUAUCUCCUACAUGAGUAACAAUAACAACAUUCAGCUAAUACAAUACAAAAUCAUGCACAGGGUUCACUUCACAGGUCACUGAAUGUUUAAAAUGGGUUUAGCACAAUCUGACACUUGCACACACUGCUCCCAAAAACACACAAUACACUUACUUUCCUGCCCUCUGGAACUGCACACCUGUACAACACUUUUGGACUGAAAUAACCACAUCACUCACUAAUACUCUGGGCUGCCUCAUCACUCUGUCCCGGUCACUGUGCCUCCUAGGAGAUCAAACAGGAGUCAAAUUAAGAUAAAAAAAGGCAAAUGAUUCCACGAGGCGCUACCUAUCACCAAAAAACAAUCCUCACGAACUGAAAAUACUCCAUAAUUAUUACACUCUGGAAAAACCUUCUGCUUAAAUACAUCUCACUCGACAAACUUUCCAUCUCCACUAAACAGAAAUCAAAAUCUCUAGACUUGACAUGGCAACCCAGCAAUACACAGCCUCUCACACAAAAUAAACUCCUAUAUUUUAUUUUGUUUUUCAAUUGUGUUUUAUGGAGUGUUUUCCUCUUUUUUCGGUAUCUGCUUUUUUUAUCCUCAUAUUCACAUUCACAUUAAUAAUUUAAUGUAUUAUUUAUUUUACAAGUGGAAUGAAUUAUAAUCAAAACAAGUCAUCAUUAGCGUCAUUAUUCAGUAGGCUAUUGUUUAAUCUCUCCUUUUAACUUGUAUUAUGUAUUAUAAUUAUUAUUACUAUCAGCUGAUUUUGGAUAGUCUAUAAUUUUCUGUGUGUUGUUGGAUAGAUCAAGUCAUGUGAAGUCAACUCUUUCUUGUAAUGUUUUGCAUGAAUAUAAAUUCAUCAAAUUAAAAUAAGUGAAAUUAAUUAAAAAUUAAAAAUAAUUUGGAAAAAAAAGAGCAUUAAGUUUAAAAAAAACAAAAAAAGAGUAAUUGAUCCUGAAUCCUUUUUAGCGUGUGUGGACUACCUGUGUGUGUGAGUAUUUAUUGUGUAUUGGUCAUGCAUAUCUGUAUCAAUAAAGUUACAUCUAAUCUAUUUUAAACUUGUUUAUAUUUAAAUGUUGGGCUGCCUGUGGGCAUGGCCUAAUAUGUUACAGUCUGUGACAUCAUCAAAGACUAACAUCAUCAAAGAUUGUGACAUCAUCAGAGACUAACAUCAAAGACUGACAUCAUCACAACCUAUAGGUAUCUGCCUCCUGUCAGUGUAUAUAAUAUUCUUUGUCUGCACCCUGUCGGAAGGAUUUUUUACACCAUUACGAACCAGCGUACCAACAUGCCGAUUGAACGUGUAGAUGUCGUGUCGCCAGUGUCUCUCUGCACUGAGACACUCAUUAAAGAAAAUCAGUCGACGCUUCUGACAAAGCUAGGGCUGGAGCACACCCAGCUGCAGCGGGAGCACUCCCAGCUCGUCCAGGAGCACUCAAAGCUCGUCCUUAAGCACUCAAAGCUGCUGACAGACUAUAAUAAGCUGUUGAAAGCAGACACGCUAAAGGACCGAGCCCCUUUUGAGCUCCAAAAUGAGAGAGAGUCUCUCAAAGAGAAAAAGAAAGAGUGCAACAUGUUAACUUCUCAGCUCCGUGAUGUGAAAGCUGAGUGUAGAAAACAUGAGCAAAGAUGGAAGGUGGCGGAGGAGAAGCUAAUGGAGGUGACGUCUGUCCUCAGUGAGUCUGUGAGAACCAACAGCAUCCUGGAGGACACCGUAAGAAAGCUGGACAGCAAAGUUAAAGGCUGUGAGGGACAAAUCAGGCAGUUAACAGAGCAGGUGGACUGCCUGAAAGCCUACCAGCUUCGUUUCGAAGGCGACCUAACAGAAUGUGUAGAGGUCAUUAACCACCCUGCCAUUCUGAGGAAAAAAAUCAUAGAAUUGAGAGUAUUUUACAUCAAGGACAACGUGGAGCCGUUGGAUGGGAUCUCUGCAGCUCAAAUCUGUACAGCCAAGAAACCUGAUUUGAGGAGAAAAAUAGGGGCCGGGCUGUGGAAGGAAACUCAGCGCGUGAAUCCGAUCAGAAUCUCGGACCGUGAGUAUGAACGCCUGUGGGAAAAUUUCUCAGAGUACAAAAAGGAACUGGAGGCAGCGAUGGGAAAGCCUCUAACCGCUGAGAAAGAGCGAGAAAUCUGGCUGGAUAUGACCACCAUGAUAUCCUCAUUUGUGCAGCCUGACACCAGCCCCCCCAUCCUCAAACCACAUCCACCUGCAAAUCCCAGAACCCCCAUCACAUCUAACAAAAGAACAGUCAAACCAAUGGCUACCAAUUCGAAGACGCCUUGGUGCUCCAAACCCCCCUUACCCCCCAUCAAAAAUGGUCAUGCCCACUAA
Molecule: messenger RNA, 4302 nt
Organism: Xyrichtys novacula (pearly razorfish)
Lineage: Eukaryota; Metazoa; Chordata; Actinopteri; Labriformes; Labridae
Source: the annotation of a GenBank genome assembly